CUUUAAUGAUGCACUGCCAGAAUACAAAAGAAAUGCACGUGGGAUCGAGUGGUAAGCAGGGACAAGCAGCAUUCUCAAUGAAGUUCUUGACAUCAUUCAAAGGGUUGCUCUUUACCAGUUUUCUGGGGGACAUUGCUGAGGAAGCAGCACAUUUAAGAAAGGUUUUUCAAGCAGAAUUUCUCACAGUCACAACUGCAACGGCAGCAGUUCGAAAAUUUGAGUUCCAGUGCCUAAAUAUGAAGAAAUCAAAUGGUCCAAGAGUUCAAGCGUUUUUGAAAGAAACUGAGGAAGGGAAUGUGUUCAAAGAAAUUGAGAUUACAAGGGAUGCAAAUGAUGUAGCUCAGUAUGAGAAAAUUAAGAAGUCUAGGUUAGAUGAGAUUGGACAGAGCAUGACAGAAAGAUUCCAUUAUCUCUUUAAUGAUCCUUUAGUAAAAGCUUCGUCAGUUUUAAACCCAGACACCUGGCCUAGAGAUCCUGAACAGUUAGCAUCUUUUGGAUAUGAUCAGCUUCAGAUAAUUUCAAGUUGGUAUCAAGGGCUGUUGGAAAAAGCUGGAUUUAGGGCUGAGUGUGUUGGCAGUGAAUGGCAGGGAGUUAAGAGCCUUGUGAGUCUCAUCAAGCACAAGAUAACACCUGGCAUUUACUCUGUUCUCUUUUCUAAACAGAAAGAAAAGUUUCCUAACGUCCUUCUGAUGGCAGAAAUUGUGUUGACGUAGCCUUUGUCCACUGCAGCUUGCGAGUGAGGUUUCGGUGCCAUGAACCGCACUAAAACAAUUCAGCGUUCAAGCUUGACACCCAAGACACUGGACAACAACCUACGUAUUUCCAUAAAAUAUCAAAGCCUAAAGAAGUCUGAGAGAGUGCAGCCCUUUGUCCAAUCUGGUAACCUUGCAGAUGCAGUCAAGCAUUGGCGGGAAAAGAGUUUGAGAACAAGACGAGAGAACUGGGUUGAGAAACAUCCCGAGGCUAAAACCUGGAGUUCUUUUAAAGGGGGAAAAUCAAAACACUGAAACUUUAUAUAUUUUUUUUAUUUUAAACGACCAAUGACCCAAAAUCUUCUUUUGCGGGUUAAACUUUUAAUUUUCAUUUGAUGUUUUUCAUAACAUAAUCAGAAGCAAUGAAGGAAGACCUCUUAGCAGUUACAUAUAUUUCAUCCAGGCUAGCAGUGUUGUUCUGUUUUGUGUUCCUGCUCAUAUCUAGUAAAGGCAUAGAGAUUACUGUGAUGUCAGUACAUUUCUUGAAGCUUAGUCAAGCCAUGAACUAAACCAAAUGUGAAACUGUUAUUAGUCAAUGAAUUCGGAAUUAAAAUUAGCUCCCAUUUUUUUAAUAAUGUUCAAUUUUAAUGUAAGUUUACGUUAAGCCCUGUUAAAGAUUCAUGGCUGCGCUACUCACAGGUGCAUGACAAAAAAGGAAAUUCAUAUCGUGACAAGGGCUGUGACAGUAAUCAACAACCAAACAGAUUAAUAUAACUAAGCUUGAGCGACAAGUUGAUCACGUGAACAUAGAAUACAUUUACAAUAAGGAAUGAUCUGUAAUUCAGAGCAGAAAACCAACGUGUUCGGUGACGGUUUAGAUUUUUGGUGAGCUUUGUGACGAAUAAAAGA
This is a messenger RNA of Orbicella faveolata, 1601 nucleotides long. RefSeq lists its product as uncharacterized. The record is from RefSeq and is a predicted model, not a curated record. NCBI's taxonomy places the organism in Eukaryota, Metazoa, Cnidaria, Anthozoa, Scleractinia, Merulinidae.